AUGGCAGACGCUACAAACAUAAUCGAACUUGCCCAAGACGUCUACGGAGUGACCCAAUGGCUCAUAGGAAAGGCCAAAAGCUACAAAGAGUUUCCUGGAGUCCAUUUGAGCUUGCAACGCAUCAGUCGACGAAACCCCGAGAAGGAUUUCUCUCAGCUCACUGUGGCGCCUUUUCAGGAAUUAAGCAAUGCAUUGGAAAAUGCGAAAAUUUUCCUUGAGAACCAGGACCCUAAGAGCUGGAAGGAUGGGUUUAAAUGGUCCUUAUUAAACCGUGAAGAAAAAGCCAAGGACCUUCUCAACACAGUUGAGAAAGCACAAAACAAGUUGUCGAUUUUCUUGAACUUGAUUCACCUCCUCCAAAACACACCUUUACCAGAUCCGGAACUUCAUCCCGACAAUUUCAGGCUAUGGAAGGAGAGUAAAAAGUCGAAAUCUAGGCUGCUUACCGCACCUGCUCAUUACCAAGUUGAUUCUAAUCUUCCUUACGGUGGCAAAAUCAAUGUCAUCGUCGACAGCCGGGAUCUAGUCAACAGCCGGAAUACAGUCGACAGCCGGGAUCCAGUUGCCACAAUUGCGACAAGACUGAAGUCUCUUGCGGGCGAGGAUAGCCUAAGCUAUAAGUCAAAGGACUAUUCUGGAAUACUCCCGUUUGUUGGAUAUCAGAACUCCAAGCUUAUAUCGCUCCUGCCGAAGAAUCUGAAGAAUCCGAAGGAUCUCCAGACAUUACAGGAGUUUAUCGCAAAGAGCGAGGCGAAAACCGCGAUUCUCGACGAGCGAUUUCGACUAGCUCGUCAGCUUUCCCAGGCACUGGUGAAGAUCCAUGCUACCGGAUUGGUACACCGGAAUCUCCGCUGCAAGAACGUCCUCCUAUUGGAGCCAGAGGAGCCAGACAACCGUCUACAGACCCAGAUCUCACGAAGAUUCGAAGGAAGAGAAGCAGGCGCCGAAAAAUCCAAGGAGGAACAGCGUUACCCGUCUAAUGCGAAGGUUGAGUGGGAGGACCUUCGCGGUGACCAGAAAGGCACCGACAAGAAGGGUGCUGAGGGACAGAAAGAGAAGCCUGACGCAACGAACCAGCCAAAAGCUACAUCAGCAACGGCGGAGAGCGCGAACAGAGGAAAAGACCCAAACAACCUCUUUCGCGAUAGUGGUGGCUAUGAAAUUCCUGAAGGAAGUCCAAGUCUCUACAUCACCCAGUGGGAUUUCCUUGCGAAGCGGGGAACACCGACAGCACAACUAGACCAACGGCCCAAUGAUAUUCGUGUGAAGGUCUAUCGGCAUCCGAAGAUCCAGGUUAAAACUCCCACAGAUUUGUUCAGCAUUGGAAUCGAUGCAUACAGCCUUGGAAUCGAUGCAUACAGCCUUGGAGUCUGUCUCCUCGAGAUAGGACUUUGGAAGGUUCUCAUCAAGUUUGAUAAAGAUGAUGAAGAUCGCCUACAUCCAAGGCCGUCCACACACUUCUGCACCAUUGCCGAGGAAAAACCCAUCGCCAGCUCUGGAAACGAACCGGCUGACUCGUCAGGAAACCGUCCGAGAAUCUCCAUGAGAAAAGAGUUGCCUCGGCUGUCGGGACAGAAGUUACAGGAUGUCCUAAUUGAGACCGCGGAGCGGUCCUUGCCAAAGGAAAUGGGGAAGCCAUAUGCCGACUUUGUGGUUUUAUGUCUGCGCUGGCUUGACGACAACUCCGAGACCGAGCUUCGGGAGUGGAAGCAACACACUGAGGCGUACCUCAACUUCAAGUGCGUAGUGGACAGGAUUUUUGACCAGGUGAACUUGGGUGGAGGGCCAAUUUGA
This is a messenger RNA of Capronia epimyces CBS 606.96, 1794 nucleotides long. RefSeq lists its product as uncharacterized. Bases 1 to 1794 code for a protein of 597 amino acids. The transcript is spliced from 3 exons. NCBI's taxonomy places the organism in Eukaryota, Fungi, Ascomycota, Eurotiomycetes, Chaetothyriales, Herpotrichiellaceae. The record is from RefSeq and is a predicted model, not a curated record.